Molecule: messenger RNA, 1212 nt
Organism: Corythoichthys intestinalis (scribbled pipefish)
Lineage: Eukaryota; Metazoa; Chordata; Actinopteri; Syngnathiformes; Syngnathidae
Gene: pdcb
Product: phosducin b
Exons: 4
Coding region: 130-837 (235 amino acids)
Biological process (GO): regulation of G protein-coupled receptor signaling pathway
Cellular component (GO): photoreceptor outer segment
Source: RefSeq, a predicted model, not a curated record
GCUGAGUAGAACCAACGCAAGCACGCAAAAAAACACCAAGCGCUAACAGACAAUUCCGUCAAGGGAUCGAGUGCAGACCAGUGCGAAAUUUCCUUUUAGACAACAUCAAGAUAUCGUUGUGAAGGAAACAUGUGUGACCCACUUGACCUAGAGGAAACAGCAACCCACACAGGUCCAAAGGGUGUUAUCAAUGACUGGAGGAGGUUUAAAUUGGAGAGCAUGGAGCAGGAAAACCUGCCACCUGCAAAACGGGAACUGCUCAGACAAAUGUCAUCACCCCAUCGGAAAAAGGAUGAUUCGAGAUCAAAUCUUAAUCGCAAGAUGAGUGUACAAGAGUAUGAACUGCUCAAGGAGGAGGAUGAGGGCUGUCUUAAGAAGUACAGAAAACGGUGCAUGCAGGAGAUGCAUGACAAGCUCAGCUUUGGGCCGAAGUUUGAAGGCGUGCACGACCUGGACAGUGGGGAGGCAUUCCUCGAAGUAAUUGAGAAAGAACAUCACAGCACGGUGGUCGUAGUCCACAUUUAUAAGAUUGGAGUCAAAGGGUGUGAAGAGCUCAACAGCUGCCUCGACUGUCUGGCCACAGAGUAUCCCACUGUUAAAUUCUGCAGGAUUGAUGCCGUUUCUUCAGGUGCUGCUGAGAGAUUCUCAGAUGAGGUGUUACCUACCCUUUUGGUCUAUAAGGCAGGUGAACUGCUGGGGAACUUCUUGGCCUGCACACAGCACUUAAACGAAGAGUUCUUCGCUACAGAUGUGGAGGCCUUCCUCAACAGUUAUGGUUUGCUGCCAGAGAAAGAAGCACCGAUGAUGGAUGAUGAAGAGGAGAAUGAUGUAGAGUAAACAAUUGCUUGUGACUGCUAAGUAACCAAAACAAAGUUGUCUGGUGAGUUGUAUGUAGGGCCUAAAAAGUGUUAUUUCCUUAUCAGAAAAUAUCUGAAUCUGUGGUGGAGGAGGGUUCUUUGAGAGGCUGUUAACAUCUCAUUAGGCAAAGGUUUCUUAUGGGGCGCCAUUUGUAAAGCAGCACAUAUUGAAAAUUACGACAACAUUUUCUCACAUUUAGCGCCACAUAGUGUUUGAAACGUGGUGUGAAAUUUUUAGAGUCACCUUUUUUUACUAAUUUACAACAUUAUUUAGCAACCUAAAUAUUCAUUUUUGAAUAAGAAGUUUUGGACCUGAAUGUUUAAAUCCAGAACUAAAUAUUUAAUUUAAAUCUUA